This is a messenger RNA of Fusarium vanettenii 77-13-4, 968 nucleotides long. RefSeq lists its product as uncharacterized. The coding region runs from base 1 to 726 and encodes 241 amino acids. Lineage: Eukaryota; Fungi; Ascomycota; Sordariomycetes; Hypocreales; Nectriaceae. The transcript has 2 exons. The record is from RefSeq and is a predicted model, not a curated record.
AUGGCCGCCCCAAAGGUACCCCUCAGCCUCUUGAUGGUCGAGUUCACCAUCGCCCUCAUGGCCGUCAUCCUCUUUGGCCUCGCGUUCCCGGAUCGCUUCAGAUCUAGACUCUGGGAGAACGGCGGAGAGGAAGGAUGGAACUCGAACCCAAACAACAUCAUCUACUAUUACGCCAACCAUCGAGAGCCCCCCGAGUCCAACCUUGGCAUCGCUAUACUCGGCUUCUUCAUUUUUUUCGCCCGCGCACUGUUGUCUUAUUCCGGUUUCCUCUAUUGGUACAUCAGCGCAUUCUACGACAUCCUCCUCUUGUCGCUUUGGAGCCUGAGCCUCACGAACCAAGCUUCUAGCGACUUUUCCGACCCUGAACAUCCGAGCCCAACACCUUGGUACCUCACUCGCAACUGCUCCGUCGCCUGGGAUAAGAACCAAGGAUACUGCCGCAUCGCACAGGCGAGCUUUGCCGUGUCCAUCUUGGCGGCUGUCCUGUACGGGUCGAGAUUGCUGCGAGAGGCUAUGCUGGUGGCGUAUGAGAGAGGACGGAAGCACGAGCGACAGUUGUCGGUUCAAGAUUUCGAUGAAGAAAUGGGAAACAAAUACACGGAUAAUGAGCACAAGACUGCCAAGGGUUUGAUGGUUCUUAAGGAGAGCUGGCAGGACGUGGGUCUAGGCCCAGUGUUGGCGUUCCUUGAAUCGAACUAUGGUGGUUACUGGGGAAUAGGUCGUUAAGGAUCGGAUCGAUGAGGCGUUCAAGGAGUUUGAGGAUUGUAAGAGUUUACUGAUCACAUCAUAAGCAAACAUGGCAACAUGGGCAACAAAGGUUGCAUUUAUUCAUGACCAAUCUGUAUCUCGUGUGCCUUCAUCAUCAUCGAAACGAGUGGAUCCCAUCCCCAGUCGAUCUCACGCCGCCCAUCUCCAGAAACAAAAUAACCCUCAAGGUUCUCAUCGGCGCCGUAGUUUAUUUGUGCUUG